Messenger RNA from Oncorhynchus keta (chum salmon), 3226 nucleotides. Its product is annotated as eukaryotic translation initiation factor 1. The coding region runs from base 151 to 492 and encodes 113 amino acids. The transcript has 4 exons. The record is from RefSeq and is a predicted model, not a curated record. Gene Ontology annotation, biological process: translational initiation. Gene Ontology annotation, molecular function: translation initiation factor activity; ribosomal small subunit binding; RNA binding. NCBI's taxonomy places the organism in Eukaryota, Metazoa, Chordata, Actinopteri, Salmoniformes, Salmonidae. Gene Ontology annotation, cellular component: eukaryotic 43S preinitiation complex.
UGCAAUCUGAACGAUGUCCAUUUUGUGAAAGCCGGUCAGUCGACUAAAGCUUCGUCCCCGUGUCAAGGAAGAUUCAAAGAAAAACAGAUUUUGGGCAGACCCGUCGAUCGCUAGCCAGUUAUCAUCCGAAAGCAAAGUCAAUCUUAUCGUAUGUCCGCUAUCCAGAACCUCCAAACUUUCGACCCAUUUGCAGAUGCAACUAAGGGUAAUGACAGACUCCCAUCUGGGACUGACGACUACAUCCACAUAAGAAUCCAGCAGCGUAACGGCAGGAAGACUCUGACCACGGUCCAGGGCAUAGCCAUCGACUAUGAUAAGAAGAAGCUAGUCAAGGCCUUUAAGAAGAAAUUUGCCUGCAAUGGGACAGUGAUUGAGCACCCAGAGUAUGGGGAAGUGAUUCAGCUGCAAGGUGACCAGCGCAAGAAUAUCUGCACGUUUCUGAUUGAGAUUGGCCUGGCGAAAGAGGAGCAGCUCAAGGUCCACGGAUUCUAGAAGCUCUCAGCAGCCUCAUCUCCCCUUGUCCUGAUACACUACAUGGCCAAAAUUAUGUGGACACCCCUUCAAAUUAGUGGAUUCGGCUAUUUCGGUCACACCCAUUGCUGACCGGUGUAUAAAAUAGUGUACACGCCAUCCAAUCUCCAUAGACAAACAUUGGCAGUAGAAUGGUCCGUACUGAAGAGCUCAGUGACUUUCAACGUGGCACCGUCAUAGGAUGCCACCUUUCCAACAAGUCAGUUCGUCAAAUUUCUGCCUUGCUAGAGCUACCCCGGUCAACUGUAAGUGCUGUUAUUGUGAAGUGGAAACGUCUAGGAGCAACAACGGCUCAGCCGAGAAGUGGUAGGCCGCACAAGCUCACAGAAGGGGAUCGCCAAGUGCUGAAGCAAGUAGCAUGUAAAGAUCGUCUGUCCUCUGUUGCAACACUUACUACUGAGUUCCAAACUGCCUCUGGUAGCAACGUCAGCACAAUAACUGUUCGUCGGGAGCUUCAUGAAAUGGGUUUCCAUGGCCGAGCAGCCGCACACACGCCUCAGAUCACCAUGCGCAAUGCGAAGCGUCGGCUGGAGUGGUGUAAAGCUCACCGCCAUUGGACACUGGAGCAGUGGAAACGCAUUCUCUGGAGUGAUGAAUCACGCUUCACCAUCUGGCAGUCUGAUGGGCGAAUCUGGGUUUGGCGGAUGCCAGGAGAACGCUACCUGCCCGAAUGCAUAGUGCCAACUGUAAAGUUUGGUGGGGAAGGAAUAAUGGUCUGGGGCUGUUUUUCAUGGUUUGGGCUAGGCCCCUUAGUUCCAGUAAAGGGAAAUCUUAACGCUGCAGCAUACAAUGAAAUUCUAGAUGAUUCUGUGCUUCCAACUUUGUGGCAACAGUUUGGAGAAGGCCCUUUCCUGUUUCAGCAUGACAAUGCCCCCAUGCACAAAGCGAGGUCCGUACAGGACUGGUUUGUUGAGCUCGGUGUGGAAGAACUUGAUUGGCCUGCACAGAGCCCUGACCUCAACCCCAUCGAACACCUUUGGGAUGAAUUGGAACGCCGACUGCGAGCCAGGCCUAAUCGACCAACAUCAGUGCCCGACCUCACUAAUGCUCUUGUGGCUGAAUGGAAGCAAGUCCCUGCAGCAAUGUUCCAACAUUUAGUGGAAAGCCUUCCCAGAAGAGUGGAGGCUGUUAUAGCAGCAAAGGGGGGACCAACUCCAUAUUAAUUCCCAUGAGAUUGACAACCAGGUGUCCACAUACUUUUGGUCAUGUACACUGAAUAAAAAUAUAACUGCAGCAAUUUCAAUGAUUUUACUGCGUUACAGUUCAUAAAAGAAAUCAGACAAUUUAAAUAAAUUCAUUAGGCCCUAAUCUAUUGAUUUCAUAUGAAUGGGCAGUGCCGCAGCAAUGGGUGGGUCUGGGGGGGGCAUAGGCCUACCAUCUUGGGAGCCAAGCCCAAUCAAUCAGAAUGAAUUUUUCCUGACAAAAGGGCUUUAAUUACAGACCACCUCAGUAACCUUUCAUUUACAGGGAUGUAAAACAAAUUUGUGCACAAAAUUUGAGAAAUGUUUUUUGUGCUUUUGGCAAAUGUUUAUGAGCUUCUAUUUCAGCUUGUAAAAUGUUGGUUCCACAUUUCAAAUGUUGCAUUUAUAUUUUUGUUCAGUGCUGUGCCAAUAUCUGUUUAAAUAUUUUCCCCUUUAGAUUUGGUUUGUAUUGAAUUUAUGUCUGUGCCCAGUGGUGUCCUUCGUUUGCUUAUCUACUUUCCCUCCCACUACUGUUUGCUGAAAGGAUGGGCUAGAAUUCUACUUGGUGACAGGUGUUCAGUGGUCCCCAUGUAGACCUACCUGGUUCUGAAGGUUAUCGAUCAUCCCCAGGUGGCAAGUCAUGUCUUUACGGUCACCAAGGGAUCUUCUCUCCCAAUGUUCCUUGAUCUGUAGCUCAAGCUGCGUGUUGGUUCCCUCUAGUGAGUGCACCUGAGCCACACAACAUCGAGCCUCACACAUUCAUACAACACACAUCCUAGGUAGACUUCUCACUGUUUUAGCCACUAAGAGAGGAAUCACAACUGAGUACUUGAAAGCACUGGGUGGCCGUUCUAUCGCAUCUGACCAGAAUAUCAUUUGAUUUUUACAUCUAAUGAUAGGAGAAAGUGAAUGGUAGUUCUUUAGGCUAACAGUGAAAAAAGAAAACCCUACAAUUGUGAUGCGAAAAGGUAUCUAAUUUAGAUUCUCCGUGUAGGACGCAAAGCGACCAUUAAGAUCUUCCAGGUUCUCCCUCUUGCUGAUGCACAGGGAGCUUGAGAAUUUUGUCAUGCUCCCCGAGACACUUGAUGCAUACCCCAUUAAGGUCUAAUACCCUCCUGCACCACCACAAACACUGUUCCAGUGUCCCCCUCUGCAGUCGUGGGAGAGCUGCUUAGCGCCACUGGCACGGAACAACUGCAUUGAUGCUGUCAACGUCCCUCCAACCUGGGGUCUGAUGUGAUGCUAUAAAGGGCUUUUUUGAACUGUGCAAAAAUGUUACAUGUUUUUGUCUAUUGAAAGCAAGGGUGGGUGUGAAGAAACCCUGCCCACCACAGAUCUACAAAAACAGUUGUGGGUAUGUCUAUGAUGGAAUUAUGUUUUCUUCUCUUUCAAAUGUAAAUUGGAUGGUUCUGAAGGCAGGAUCACAGUGGAAAAAGGUCUGUAUGGAGACAGAAUACCUUGUAAAACGUUUUUUUUUUUCUUGAAGUGGACCAAUAAAUACAUUUUUAAGUUGC